Messenger RNA from Lolium perenne, 1832 nucleotides. RefSeq names its product probable ADP-ribosylation factor GTPase-activating protein AGD11. NCBI's taxonomy places the organism in Eukaryota, Viridiplantae, Streptophyta, Magnoliopsida, Poales, Poaceae. The record is from RefSeq and is a predicted model, not a curated record. Gene Ontology annotation, molecular function: GTPase activator activity; phospholipid binding.
UGCCGGUCUGCCGGCGGUGCACUCGUGUCAGAUGAGGCGAACAUGUGGCCACGUGUCAGCAUUUCUAUUCGGGCGUCAAAGCUGUCCACACCCGCCUAUUCUUGGUCAGCCGCGCUUCCACCCCCCGAAUUCCCCCAAUCAGACACAACGACGAACGAGGAAGAAAGAGGAAAGAGAACGACGCGCGCGGCGAAAUCCUCUGCUGUCCCAGCUCCCGGCAUCGCCAAUGGUGGCCCGUCCGUCCCCGCGGCGAAUCUGACCAGGGCCGCGCGCGCGCAAGUCGAUCCGAGCCCCCCGAACCCUCGAUCUCGUCGGCGCAUGCGGUGGUGAUGGGUCGCCGCCACCACGUCCUCUGCGCGGCGGCAAGGUGAACAAGGAAACAAGGAGGAGGGAGGGAAUGGACGACGACAACAGUCUCCUUCAUUUUCUUGAGACCCCGAGCAAGCAUUACAGCAAGACGUGCGAUGGAUUCGGAUCCCAAAAUGAUGGCGGCGACCACUCCGAUUCAUCAGCAGAUACGGAUCCAUCUAAUGCAAGGGAAAGAUUGGAACAUCUUCUGAACCAACCUGCCAACAAAUUCUGCGCAGACUGUGGCACCCCAGAUCCAAAGUGGGCGGCAUUGCCUUUCGGUGCAUUCAUUUGCAUCAAGUGCUCUGGAACUCACAGAAGUCUUGGAGUACACAUAUCGAAGGUGAUUUCGGUGAAUCUGGAUGAAUGGACGGAUGAUGAAGUCAACUGUUUAGCUAAUUCAGGCGGGAAUGCUACUGUGAACACUAGAUAUGAAGCAUUUUUACCUGAGAACUACAAAAAGUCAAGAGUGGAUUUCGCUACAGAGGAGCGUGCUACUUUCAUUAGGAAAAAAUAUGAGCUUCAACAAUUUGUGACUGAUCCACAAUUUGCAUGUCCUUUGCGCAAACCUGGAUCAAAUAAACAUCAUAACCAGCAACACAGUAGCAGCAAACAUGGUACUUUCAGAAAUAGCUGGAGGAAAAAGGACCAUGAUCACAAAGGAGUAAAAAAAAUGAUGGAAAUCGGCAUGGUAGAAUUCGUUGGAUUAAUUAAGGUUGACAUCAUAAGGGGCAUAAAUUUAGCUGUUCGUGAUGUGAUGUCAAGUGAUCCAUAUGUUAUGAUUAUCCUAGGACACCAAUCCAUGAAAACAAGGGUGAUAAAGAACACCCUGAACCCUAUAUGGAAUGAAAGAUUAAUGCUAUCAAUCCCUCACCCGGUGCCGCCUCUUAAAGUGCAAGUCUUCGACAAGGACACAUUCAGCGCUGACGACCGAAUGGGGGAGGCUGAUGUUGAUAUCCAGCCAUUGAUCUCUGCAGCAAGAGAGUACCAGAGCUCUAUGAACACAGAAUCGGCGCAGAUCUGCACAUUCUUGGCAAGUGAGAACAGCAUUCUAGUCAAGGACAGCGUCAUUGCGAUUGUCGAUGGUAAGGUGGAGCAGGAGAUCGCGCUGAGGCUUCAGGACGUCGAGCAUGGGGAGCUUGAGAUCAAGCUCGAGUGUGUGCCCCUCAGUCAGUAGCUGCGGCUUUCCGCUGAGAUGAAAUGUUCCAUGGCUGUGAUCAAUUCUAAAAUCGCUUUGCACUACGGGGAGAUAUUUUCUUGUUGAGUUUACUGCAUGCCUGUAAUUGUCAUGCUGAAGGACUUCAUGGAUGUGAAAUGUUGUAUAGAUAGGAAUCAAAAGUUAAACUCAUAUAUAUAGCUCUAAUUUAGGCUCAAAGAAACAAUACGGAGGAGGAGGCUUGUAGAUGGACCAUUUUUUUUGCGUGUCUGAAAGUGGCAGAAAUCUCCCGCUAGGAGGAUGCUAACCUGGCCAAACUUGAUCUUCA